GAGGACACAGUGAGAAGAUGGGGGUCUGCUCGCCAGGAAGGAGCCCUCACCAGCAGCCGCAUCGCUCAGCACCUUGAUCCUGGACUUCCAGCCUCCAGAGCUGUGAGAAACAAACCUCUAUCAUCUACCAGCCGCCCACGGCGUGGGAUUUGUGUUACAGCAGCCUGAGCUGACCCAGACGCCAAGGAGCAACACACGCACCAGGAACAGAGGCCCAGAGAGGUGAAGCAAGAGCCCGCAGAUCCCAGCCCCGCUACGUCAGGAAGCCCGGCUGGACCCACGUCUGGCUCCAGGGUCCUGUGUUGGUGAUCACAGCCCUGUGGCUGUUCCCAGCGGUCACAGGCCCUGAGGAGCUUCAGUCCCUGGAACACACACAAGAGGUGUCCUGAGGACACGCAUGGAACUGCGCUUGAGCUGCAAUCUGUCCCCUAGUUCCCGCCUCGCUUGGGCAUCUGACGGCCUUUAUCUCUUCUCCCCUGAUCCUUAUCCGACACCCCAACUCUUCUGCAGACUCCAGUUCCUUCCCAGUGCCCUGGGUCCUUCAGGGUCCUUGGGAUGAGACAUCUCCGAACACGAGCUUUUCUCAGCUGGCGUCUGAGGGUGAUGGCGUUCUGCCCACAGGCAUCCGCCUGCACAGGCCUCCCUGACAAGAGGGGCUGAGGGGGAAAGGAGUGAGACAGAAAACCAGCAGGGCCCCGGGGACCGAGCCCUGGAGAAGCGCCAGUUCCCGCCCAGAUGAGGGCCGACACCUCGGAAGGACCGGCCUGGGGGGUCGCCCUCCCCAGGCCCUCUGCCUCCCAUCGUGGCAUGGACUGCACCUUUGGUGUCCUUCCCUCCCAUGGCCUCUGAGUCCCUGAACACUGGCUCAUACCUGCUCCACCCAGAUACAGCACAGAGGAGAGACCCGGGCAGCCUCUAAGGGCAGUGCCUUGAGGGCCAGUGCCUGGUGCACCUGCCGCACAGGGCACAGGACACAAAGGGCUGGGUGAUCCAUUCAGGCUCUCUCAGGGCCCGCGUCGAGCUCGGCCUGGGUCCCAGGAAGGCUGCCAGGCACCAGGUGCUGCCUGAGUCCGAAGGAGGCCCUGACUCCAGGUCGCCCACGGCAGGAGUGGGCCCCACGGAGCUUCUGUGGACCCUUGACCCGCCACCCUCAGGUGGAAGCCAUCAGGCUGCGCUGGAUAAGCCAGCCUCUCCCCACCUCUGCCAUUCAAGUCGGUGCCAGUGCUGACUGGAGAGAUCCCAGAGAUAACUGUGAAAUGCCUGUCACUGUUCUCAGCUUCGUUUAUGUAGGCUGCAGAGCCAAGACAGCAAAUACUGCACAUCCGGGAGCCUCCCCAAGGCCGGCCCUGGGCCUUCCCCCAGGAAGAGCCCCACGGCCAGCUCCUUCCUGUUCCCCUGGCGGCCCCUCGCUUCUUCCUUCUGGAUGGGGGCCCAGGGGGCCCAGGAGAGUAUAAAGGCGAUGUGGAGGGUGCCCGGCACAACCAGACGCCCAGUCACAGGCGAGAGCCCUGGGAUGCACCGGCCAGAGGCCAUGCUGCUGCUGCUCACGCUUGCCCUCCUGGGGGGCCCCACCUGGGCAGGGAAGAUGUAUGGCCCUGGAGGAGGCAAGUAUUUCAGCACCACUGAAGACUACGACCAUGAAAUCACAGGGCUGCGGGUGUCUGUAGGUCUUCUCCUGGUGAAAAGUGUCCAGGUGAAACUUGGAGACUCCUGGGACGUGAAACUGGGAGCCUUAGGUGGGAAUACCCAGGAAGUCACCCUGCAGCCAGGCGAAUACAUCACAAAAGUCUUUGUCGCCUUCCAAGCUUUCCUCCGGGGUAUGGUCAUGUACACCAGCAAGGACCGCUAUUUCUAUUUUGGGAAGCUUGAUGGCCAGAUCUCCUCUGCCUACCCCAGCCAAGAGGGGCAGGUGCUGGUGGGCAUCUAUGGCCAGUAUCAACUCCUUGGCAUCAAGAGCAUUGGCUUUGAAUGGAAUUAUCCACUAGAGGAGCCGACCACUGAGCCACCAGUUAAUCUCACAUACUCAGCAAACUCACCCGUGGGUCGCUAGGGUGGGGUAUGGGGCCAUCCGAGCUGAGGCCAUCUGGGUGGUGGUGGCUGAUGGUACUGGAGUAACUGAGUCGGGACGCUGAAUCUGAAUCCACCAAUAAAUAAAGGUUCUGCAGAA
This is a messenger RNA of Homo sapiens (human), 2167 nucleotides long. RefSeq names its product zymogen granule protein 16B (gene ZG16B). The transcript is spliced from 5 exons. The record is from RefSeq and is a predicted model, not a curated record. NCBI's taxonomy places the organism in Eukaryota, Metazoa, Chordata, Mammalia, Primates, Hominidae. The coding region runs from base 1424 to 2050 and encodes 208 amino acids. Gene Ontology annotation, cellular component: cytoplasm; plasma membrane; extracellular region.